AUGGCAGACUUGGACUUGCAAGAUAUCCACGACACCCUCGUGUCGAUCGCCUUUGAUGCUGGACGUAUGAUCCUCUCGGCGAACCCUAGCGAUAUUGAUCAGGGGACCAAGCUUAAUUCCGCCGACAUCGUGACAGAAUGCGACAAGGCCGUCGAGGCGCACGUGUCGACGACGCUGCGGGCCAAGUACCCGACGUAUGCCUUCAUGGGCGAGGAGACGUACCAGCCGGGCCAGAAGCUGGGCGACGAGCCGACCUUCAUCGUCGACCCCAUUGACGGCACCACCAACUUUGUCCACGGGUUCCCGCACGCCUGCAUCUCGCUCGGCUUCGCCGCCGGCCGCGUCCCGACCGUUGGCGUCGUCUAUAACCCUUACCUCGACACGCUGUACACGGCCAUCCGCGGCCGCGGCGCCCACAUGACGGUCGGCCGGUCCUGGGGUUUGGGUGAGGGCGGCAAGGGGAAAGUCAGCAAGCUGCCGUUGGCCAAGACGCCCGCCCCCCUCGGCGCCCUGGACACGGCGCUGCUGGCUGUAGAGUGGGGCAGCAGCCGCGACGACGACAACUUUGAGCUCAAGGCCGAAGUGUUUCGGAAGCUGUGCCUGGCCAAGACCAAGGGCGGCGCCAUGGUGCACUCGCUGCGGUCUCUGGGCAGUGCGGCCCUGAACCUGUGCGCCGUGGCCGCCGGCCAGCUCGACCUCUACUGGGAAGGUGGUUGUUGGGCUUGGGACGUCUGCGCCGCCUGGACCAUUCUCCACGAGGCAGGCGGCCUCAUGGUGUCGGGCAACCCGGGCAACUGGAAACCCGAGAUUGACGAGAGAAAGUAUCUGGCCGUCCGCGGCGCGCCCUCGGGCCAAAAGGAGAUUGUCGAGGAGAUGUGGGCCAUCAUUGGGGACAAGAAGAUGGACUAUACCAGCUAA
Molecule: messenger RNA, 918 nt
Organism: Pestalotiopsis fici W106-1
Lineage: Eukaryota; Fungi; Ascomycota; Sordariomycetes; Amphisphaeriales; Sporocadaceae
Exons: 2
Coding region: 1-918 (305 amino acids)
Biological process (GO): signal transduction; inositol metabolic process
Molecular function (GO): inositol monophosphate 1-phosphatase activity
Source: RefSeq, a predicted model, not a curated record